Messenger RNA from Oncorhynchus nerka (sockeye salmon), 2133 nucleotides. It is a transcript of the gene cfi, whose product is annotated as complement factor I. Gene Ontology annotation, biological process: proteolysis. Gene Ontology annotation, cellular component: membrane. Gene Ontology annotation, molecular function: protein binding; serine-type endopeptidase activity. The record is from RefSeq and is a predicted model, not a curated record. The coding region runs from base 88 to 2043 and encodes 651 amino acids. Lineage: Eukaryota; Metazoa; Chordata; Actinopteri; Salmoniformes; Salmonidae. The transcript has 15 exons.
UUGACGAAUGAUCAAUGUCCCAGAGAGAGACAGAGAGAGAAACACAUUGUGUAUUGAGGCUAGUUGGUUAGUCCAUCAGGAAUCACCAUGAAGAAGAAGACAGCGUUGACAAUAUUGCUACUAGGAGUUCUACACAUCACACACCCUGCUGCUACGGGGAUCAAUCCUGAGGUGCAGGUUUCAUCAAAGAACAUUAAAUCCUCCAAAUAUCAGUCAACCACCCCUGCCCCCACCACCAUCACCCCUGCCCCCACCACCAUCACCCCUGCCCCCACCACCAUCACCCCUGCCAUACCCCGUACUGACCAGUACCUUGGACCAGAAGAAUGUCUGGAUCAGAAGUACACACGUCUGUCCUGCCAUCGGGUCUUCUGUCCCCCAUGGAUGCGAUGUAUGGAGGGAAGGUGUGUGUGUAAGCUGCCCUACCUGUGUCCGAAGGAUGGCAUGGCUCAGGUGUGUGGGCACGAUGGAAGGACCUAUCUGUCUUACUGCCAGGCUAUGGCUGUCUCCUGUCGGAGUAAACAACCAAUCAUGUCGCACUUUGGAGGAGAGGGCUGCUCUAAAGACAGUAUCAAGGCCCAGACCAGUAUAGAUGAAAAGACCGGUGUGGUCAGUAUUGUGUUACCCAUUAAAGGGAAGCUGCUAGUGUGUGGAUUCGGAGGAAGAGGAGGAUCCAACUGGAACAUGGCUGCGGCUAACGUAGCCUGUUAUGGGAAGAGUCUGUGGGGAGCGAAGGAGGCCAGCUCGGUGCUGUAUAAAACCAUUAAGUCCCCCGAUGCAGACCACUGUGUCAGCGUUCUUUGUCAAGGAUACGAGAACAGCCUCACCGAGUGUUCCUUCUCCGACAGAACUCCUCUCGGCCGCAACGACAAGGUCGCCACGGCAACCUGUUACCACAAACCCAAAGAGGGGUCGGCGUGUGAGUUCAGGUGCGUCAACGACAAGUGUGUGUCGUUGGAACAGACGUGUGACGGAGUGGACCACUGCGGAGACAGGAGUGAUGAGAUGUGCUGCACAGCCUGCAGAGGGGACUCUGCGUUCUGGUGUAAGUCAGGAGUGUGCUUGUCCAAAGAGGCUGUAGAGGACGGUAUAAUGGACUGUCUGGGAGGAGAGGACGAGAUGAACAAACACAUCACUAAACCUGUUGGCCGCAGUGGAUCAAGCAAGACUCAUGAUCCAGAGUUCAUUUCUCCUAAACAAGAGGUAAAAGCAGCCAGGGAUCUUCUAGAAGUGAAGGUAUACUGUGGAAUCCCCAACCAUACAGUCUUAGAAGAGUCGGACAGAGGAGAAAAGAGAAAGAGGCAGAAACGAGUGGUGGGAGGAGUGCCGGCCCAACCGACUCAGAUCCAAUGGCAGGUGGCGAUACAGGAGGGGGGUCAUAUCGACUGUGGUGGGGCAUAUAUCGGGGGAUGCUGGGUCCUGACCGCCGCUCACUGUGUCAGGCCCAAACCAGAGGUGUACAGGAUCAAGUUCAGUCUCUGGAAGAAGAGAUCAAUUCAGGGAACAACAGACAUCGUUCCUGUCAAGAACAUCAUCAUACACCACAAGUACAAUGCUAACACGUAUGAGAAUGACAUAGCCCUGAUAGAGAUGGAGAAGCUUCCAUUCAAGACCCAAUGUUUCGAAGAGAACCCAGCAGUCAGUGCUGUGUGUGUUCCCUGGUCCGUACAACUGUUCAACCCUAACCAUACCUGCAGCAUAUCAGGCUGGGGGAGGAAGAAAGAUGGUUCGUCAUCUGAUGUGCUGCUCUGGGCCAACGUCUCUCUGAUCGCCAACUGUCAAGGGUUCUACGGUCCGCGUUACUACGAUGGAAUGAUGUGCGCAGGUGAUCUGGACGGCCACGUGGACUCGUGUCAGGGUGAUUCUGGAGGUCCUCUGGUGUGCCAGGACUCUCUAGGUGUUUCCUACCUCUGGGGUAUAGUCUCCUGGGGGGAGAAGUGUGGGCAGGCCAAGUUCCCUGGAGUGUACACUAAAGUGGCACACUACUUCGACUGGAUCCGCACUCACACUGGCUGGGCUGCUGUCACUAAAUACAACCUGUAAUAUCACCCCACCUGGUGUCCCAGGUCUAAAUCAGGCCCUGAUCAUUAAUAUCACCCCACCUGGUGUCCCAGGUCUAAAUCAGGCCCUGAU